Messenger RNA from Funneliformis geosporum, 1245 nucleotides. NCBI's taxonomy places the organism in Eukaryota, Fungi, Glomeromycota, Glomeromycetes, Glomerales, Glomeraceae. The record is from the annotation of a GenBank genome assembly.
AUGUAUCAUAACUGCAUUAUACAACUUUUUAUCACAUUACUCUCGUUAACUCUAGUAGAAUCAGCAGUAAAAGAUGCAAGAUAUGAUCAUUCAUCAGCGAUAAUUAAAGACCGUUUAUACAUAUUAGGAGGGUCUGCUGCUUCUGAUCUAUCACAUCCAUCAAGUGAUAUAAUGUAUUUAGAUUUGAAACUUUCUUUUAAUACAUUCAGUCCACCAUGGAUGGGUAUAAUGAACAACAUGAAUGAAUUAACAUUAGCAAGUGCAACGACCUCAAAAGAUCAAAUAAUAUUAUUUGGUGGGGUGUCAAAAGGAUUAAAAAAUGGUCCUAUAAAUGUAUUUGAUGUGAAUGUACAACAAUGGAUAAAUCCAACCAUAAGAGGAGAGGAACCGGAAAGUAGACUUGGUGUAGAUAUCAUUUCAGACGAAGGGAAUAAAGUCUAUAUUUUUGGUGGGAACAAACUUAAUGAUUCGGGUGAAUGGGAAUGGUUUUUGGACUUGCGUAUAUUAAACGCAAUGGAUUUUAGUUGGGAACCAUUGAUACCUGCAGAAGAACUUAGAGCUCGUUAUACCUCUGUCAUGUUACAUGGUGGUGUGAUAGCUUUUAUUGGUGGCUAUGUUAGAAAGGAAGAAAAUGGUCAAUUUUCAAGAAGUUUAGUUGAAAUGAACGAGAUUUCACUAUUUCAUACAUUUGAAUCUAAAUGGCACAAGGAGAUAGCGGGUGGAGAGAUAAUAGAAAAGAGGCAUGGUAACAUAACUAAUGAGUUAACCACUCCUACAAGUAUGAAUUCAAAUAUAUAUAUAUUAGAUACAAAUAAUUACUCAUGGAUCAGCUCGUAUUCCUAUUCAAAUGUUUCCACAUCAACGGCAACUCCUCAACACAGAAGUGAUGAAAUUUCGGUUGGGUUGAUAGUUGGAUUGAUUGGUGCAGGAAUAGCAUGUACAAUCAUAAUAAUUGUAGCGGGUAUAUUGAUACAUCGAAAAAUUUGGAAUCGGAGUGAUGAUGAUGUGAUAGCGAUUCCUACCCCUGGGAGUAGUGAAAUUGGAAAUACUUUAGUUAGAAAUGAUAUUGUUACAGUUGAUGAUAGCAACACUGAUCGUAAUAGAUAUAGCGUUGCCACUAUUCCUCCUACUUCACAAUCUUCAAAUGAUAGAAUUAGGCCCAUCUCUUUUGUUAAUAUUUCCUAUUCCCCUACCAAACCUACCAAAACUUCACAUGCUUCACGUCCAUUUAAUCCUUAUGCUUAA